CUUAUAUCAUAAAAUUCAAAUAAAUACUCGCUGUAAACCAAAAGUUAUAUUUUUUGGAAUUAACCCUUUAUCUGAGAGUCAAUAACCGCAAAACUAUAUAAUAGAGCUUCUUCCCUUGGUUUAAUUUCUGAGUAACUUGCUUGCUAAAAAAUCUUUGGGGCAAUAAGUAUAGUUCCAGUGAUUAAAUUCCAUUGUUGUAUUCACAGUUGCUAUAAACACGUACAGUGGCUGCAGGGCCUCGCUGAGAUAUCGCGACAACUCGACAACCAAAACACGAAUGACAAAGCAAGCAAAAACUCUCAAACAAUUCCCAAAUGUACCAGAUGAAAUAAAGUGAAUUAACCGACCAGAUUCAGACCCAGUAAUUGACCUCGUCUCGACCCGCACCUUCCUUCCCUGCCCUGGUACAUCACCACACUGCGGCAUCGGGUUACCAAGUACCCCCAAAAAUGCACCACGAAUAGAGAGAUUGCGCCAUCUCACGACCUCAAUCGAAACCCACCACCUCCAUCCCCCGAAUGAUUGUCGAAACAUGCACCACAGACGCCGGACCUCAAUUCAUGGCCUCACACCCCGCUCCGUCGCGGCCGAGUCGAAGGCCUAGAGGCGUCGCUCCGACAGAGAGCGAGCUCAAUGUGUACCCCCCGCGCGACGACAAGCACCAUAUCACCGUCGAUACGAAGCCGCCGAAGAAGACGCUGAAGAGGCCCAGGAGGUUGAGUGAGGCGGAACAACAACAUGACCACUUUGGGUUGAAGAAAUCGCGGUUCGCGAGGAUUGAGGUUGAUGCGAGGCCGCGGGCGCAGCCUAGGAAGUUAGCUGUUGCCAAACCAGCCAAAACUGCGGCCGCGAAACCGGAGGCGGCGGCGGCGCAGCGGCAGAUACGGAAUAAGGAGGAGGGUACGGAAGAGAGAGUGCUGCCGAAGUAUGCGGAGAAGGCGAGUAAUGGGAUUAAGCAUGAGCUGGAGAGACUGCAGCCUGAUGGGAAGGAUACGAUGAGCGAGACGCGGAAGCUGAGGUCUCAGGAGGGAACGAGGUUUAAGAGUGAAUUGGCGUCUUACUUUCCCGAUUACGAUGUUGUAAUUGGGAAUGAGGCUGCUGAGGAGACGCAUUCGAUUGAUGUUGGGACGUCCAUUAUAAUUUCUGAUAGCAACCCUCCGACACAACAAAAGCAGCCAAAUAAUCCGAGUCCUGAAAAGAAACAGCUGGAGAAUGGGGCAGGCAAAGCGGCAUUUAAAAAUUUCACUGACUCUCUGUUCUAUGACCUGUAUCAGGCACAGAAGGUGGACUUUACAUUUUUGGACAGGCAUACAAAGGCUACCCCACAGUCAGACCCUCUACCGGAUUCAUACUAUGACAUUCCCCAUCGACGGGCAAAGCGGUUGGAGAUGUCCAUCCGUAAUUCCGAGAAAGGGCGGGCACAGCAUGAGAAAGAUCACGUGGCCCGAUUACUCGAAGGACUGCAAGGUCAUGACUGGUUAAAAGUGAUGGGCGUCAGUGGAAUAACUGAGAGCAAGAAGAAGGAGUAUGAGCCGGCUCGGGAACACUUCAUCAAAGGAUGCCAGGGGAUUCUUGAUAAGUUCCGGUCAUGGAGAGACGAAGAGAAGCGCCGCAAGCUCGAGAAGGACAAGGCUUUAGCGGAGGCAGCUCAGGAAGGAGAAGACGAGAGCGAGGAAAGCGACGGCGAUCCCCCGGAUUACAGCGACGUCGACCACGCAGCAGCGAUGCAGCUCCACGAGGAAGCCAUUGCUCGCUCCGCACCGCACACCCCUACUAAACGGAGGGCGGAAAAGCGGGCAAAAGUCGAGUUUGAGGAACUGCCUAUGGAUAGGGUGGAGAAGGAGUUCAAGUCGUUUUACAAAAAGCCGCAUUUGCGACAGGCUGCGUUGGGGAAGCAAAGGAAGAGCGGGAGGAGCGUGUCGGCGUGGGGUCAUCCUAUCCCUGAGGUACCGGAGGUGGACUUUGAUCUGCCAGAGGAGGUGAAGGAGGAGGCGGCGAAGGAUACUACGGCUAGGAGGAAGAGGAGGGUUAGGAGGGAGAGUUUGAGUAAGGAGGGUUAGGCGGGAGAGCUUGGGCAAAGAAUGAACCGUGAUGUCGGGGCGAAUCGAAAGUGCUUCAUUUAGCUACUGACGUGAAACGGAAGCGCUGGGUGGUUUGUAUGAGUUUAGUUUGGUUUGGGAGGCGCGGGCGUCGGAGUUGGCAAGACUUGGGGUCUUUGUAUGAGGUAUGCAUUACUAUUGCUGGUUGGAUUGCUUUUGUAUAAGUACAGAAUAUUCAAUAAUCCGAUACCCUGAACAUAAGAACAAGAACA
Pseudogymnoascus destructans is the source of this 2311-nucleotide messenger RNA. RefSeq lists its product as uncharacterized. Gene Ontology annotation, cellular component: SAS acetyltransferase complex. Gene Ontology annotation, molecular function: histone acetyltransferase activity. The record is from RefSeq and is a predicted model, not a curated record. NCBI's taxonomy places the organism in Eukaryota, Fungi, Ascomycota, Leotiomycetes, Thelebolales, Thelebolaceae. Bases 519 to 2060 code for a protein of 513 amino acids. The transcript is spliced from 2 exons.